UGGGAGAAUGUACAUAAGCGUUUUCAUUUCCACUUGCGAAGAGGUCUUCGCGUUUUUGAGUCUUUGCGAAGACCUCUUCGCAAGUGGAAAUGAAAACGCUUAUGUACAUUCUCCCAAAGAGGAAAUGUAUUUGCGAAGUAGCUUUAUGAACACGUCUUCGCAAAGGCGAAUCAAAGAUACUGGCGUCUUUCCAACGGACAGAUUCCUUUGCGAAGUCACCUUACGAACACGUGUUCGCAAAGGGCGAAAAGCAUUCUCGGUUUCUAAUAGCAAAUAUAAUUACCUUUGCGAUGUAGCUUUACGAAAGGGUGUUCGUAAAGGCGAAAUAACUUCCUAUAGACACGAAUAUCAAAUCUAUUUGCGAAGUGGCUUUGCGAUGUGGCUUUGAGAGUGUUCGCAAAGGGCGAAAAAUGUUUCUUCUAUCUCUGUUUACUAAUCUAUAUAUUAUUUUCUCGUUUCUUUCGUUUUAGUCGAUCGUGCUGCUGCUAAACAGUAUCAAACUGAAUUAGCCAAUAAACGACAGACUGUUUCAUCAACAUUUCAAACUCAAACUUCACCAUAUUUUACUCUUCCACCAACGAAGAAGACUACAACAACAGCAACAUCUAUCUUUCAAAAUCGAAUACCAUUUGAGAAUUUAACUAAUAUCGUGCCAGUCCUAUCGUCUUCAACCGCACAAACACCACGUAUUAUUCUAAUACCUCCAUCAUCGUCUUCAACGUCACAACAACUGUCUUAUUCUUUCAUUCUAAGAUCUUUUAAUCCACCAUCCAUUUAUUUAUGA
Didymodactylos carnosus is the source of this 784-nucleotide messenger RNA. NCBI's taxonomy places the organism in Eukaryota, Metazoa, Rotifera, Eurotatoria, Philodinida, Philodinidae. The record is from the annotation of a GenBank genome assembly.